Messenger RNA from Vigna umbellata (rice bean), 441 nucleotides. RefSeq names its product secreted RxLR effector protein 161-like. NCBI's taxonomy places the organism in Eukaryota, Viridiplantae, Streptophyta, Magnoliopsida, Fabales, Fabaceae. The record is from RefSeq and is a predicted model, not a curated record.
AUGCAGGCUGCAAAAAGGGUGCUACGGUACAUCAAAGGCACACUGGAUUAUGGAAUUCUAUUUCCUGGAGGAAGAAAGAAGACUGCAAUGGAGAUAACAGGCUACACAAAUUCAGAUUAUGGUGGUGAUCAAAUUGAGAGGAAAAGCACCUCUGGAUAUAUCUUCAUGUUGAAUGGUGCUCCUAUUUCCUGGUGCUCUAACAAACAACCGGUGGUGACUGUCUCAAGAUGUGAAACUGAGUAUAUAGAUAAGAGUUUUUCUACUUGUCAAGGUGUUUGGAUUAAGGAGUUGAUGAAAGAAUUGAAGGUGCCUAUGGAGAAGCCAAUACAGUUGAAGAUUGAUAAUGUUUCAGCAAUGAAUUUGGCCAAGAAUUCUGUUAGCCAUGGAAGGAGUAAACAUAAAAAAGUUAAAUUUCACUUUCUAAGGGACAUGGUGAAUUAG